GUCCGGCCGCUUGGUGACCUGCGCAUGCGCGUCCCUCUGGUCCGGGAGACAUGGCGACAGCGGCGGCCUGAGCAUCUCGCAGUGUGUGUAAGCCGAGAGCAGAAUGGCGCGGCAUAGAAAUGUUCGCGGGCUCAAGUACGAUGAAGACUUUGAAGAUGAUGAUGUCUAUGGCCAAUCAGUGGAAGACGACUACUGCAUUUCACCUGCAACAGCUGCGCAGUUCAUUUACAAAAGAGAUGACUACAACAACAGAGCCUUUGCAAAGGAGCCUCUGGAAGAAGGUGUAGAGUGUCUAGAAGAAACGAUUGAAGAGUCUUCCCACAAUAACCAGCCUACAAGCACAGUUGACCAAGUUCGUUUGUAUGCCUGCCUGGAUAAAAUGCGCGAAGUUUUGGGAGAAUCUGUAUUGGAGCAAAUAAUGGUGGAUGCUGUGCUGAAAUGUCAGUACGAUGCGUGUAAAGCCCUUGACCUUGUACUUUCUGAGGAAUGCAAGCCAACCCCAGAAAUAAAGAACCAAGUUGCAGCCCCUUCAAAGAAAUCCACAGAAGGAGACCUAUUUCACUCAUCAAAAUUAGUAGCUCAGAAACAUUCAGAUUCAUGUUUACCAAUGACAUUAUUAGAUGAUACUGAUAAUUCUUCAACGUUUGUUACUGAUAAUUCUUCAACUUUUGACUUGAGUAUUCUACUAUCGACUCAGUCUGAGCCAAGUUAUACGUCUGCUCCCAUGAUUGCUUGCGAAUCUAUUAAUAAUGAAAGUGCAAAUGAGGGUGAGGAAACCCGAACACAGAACAUUUCAUUAUUGGAAAUGAUCAAAAAAUCCCCAAAUGUGUUGCAGACACAUACAAGGGCACAAAAUGGCCCAUUUGCUGACCAGACUACAAUAAAUUCACACCAAAGGGGUAUUAAUCUUGCAGACCUGAUUAAAGAUUGUGAAGGCAGAGCAAGGGAGCAACCAGCUAGAGUUGAUGCGGACAUCAUACCAAAAGUAGCAAAAAUGACAGUAUCUGGAAAACAAAUAACAGGCUUCAAUAUACCAAGCGCUAACACGGAUGAGAAUGACCAUCUCCGAAAGGGUGCAGUGCCUAAUGAAGUUUUUCCAUCUGUAAUGCCGGAGGCUUCACCUAAGCCAAAUUCUGCAUGUCCUGGUCCCUCUUUAACUGAAGAAGCAACAGCGGUUCAGACUCCAAGCAAAGUCUCUACCAAAACGAGACAGCAGCUUGAUGUAAAAGUCGAGCUUGAGAAAAGGCAAGGGGGAAAACAGCUGCUGAAUCUUGUUGUCAUUGGUCAUGUAGAUGCUGGCAAAAGUACUUUAAUGGGCCAUGUACUCUAUCUUCUGGGAAAUGUAAACAAACGUGUCAUGCACAAAUAUGAACAAGAAUCAAAAAAAGCAGGAAAAGCCUCAUUUGCCUUUGCUUGGGUUCUGGAUGAGACAGGCGAAGAAAGGGAAAGAGGUGUAACAAUGGAUGUAGGAAUGACAAAGUUUGAAACAAAGACGAAAGUGAUCACUUUAAUGGAUGCACCAGGUCACAAAGACUUUAUUCCAAAUAUGAUUACAGGUGCUGCACAGGCUGAUGUUGCAAUCCUAGUGGUAGAUGCAAGCCGUGGAGAAUUUGAGGCUGGAUUUGAGGCUGGUGGGCAGACAAGAGAACAUGCGUUGCUAGUUCGCUCUCUUGGUGUUACACAGUUGGCUGUUGCUGUUAAUAAAAUGGAUCAGGUGAAUUGGCAACCUGAAAGAUUUAAAGAGAUUUCUAACAAACUUGGGCAAUUUUUGAAGCAAGCAGGUUUCAAAGAUUCUGAUGUUGCUUACGUCCCCACAGCUGGACUGACUGGCGAGAAUCUAACCACCAGAAGUCAAGUCCCUGGGCUCAGAACCUGGUACAAUGGACCUUGCCUGUUGGAACAGAUUGAUUGUUUUAAGUCACCUCAAAGACCAGUAGAAAAACCAUUUAGAUUGUGUGUGUCGGAUGUUUUUAAAGAUCAAGGAUCAGGAUUCAAUGUUACAGGCAAAAUUGAAGCAGGAUAUGUUCAAACUGGAGAUCGAGUUCUGGCGGUGCCUCCAAAUGAAACUUGCACAGUUAAAGGAAUCACCUUGCAUGAGGAGCCACUCGAUUGGGCCGCGGCAGGAGACCACGUCAUUCUCACUGUCACUGGCGUGGAUAUUAUAAAAAUAAAUGUGGGAUGUAUUUUUUGUGAUCAGAAAGCUCCUAUAAAAACAUGCACAAGGUUUAGAGCAAGAGUUCUUAUUUUCAAUAUUGAAAUUCCAAUCACUCAAGGUUUACCAGUUUUGUUACACUACCAAACAUUAACUGAACCAUGUUCAAUCAGAAAGUUGGUGAGCAUUCUGCACAAGAGUUCAGGGGAAGUGCUGAAGAAAAGACCAAAAUGUUUGACUAAAGGGCAGAAUGCCUUGAUCGAGCUGCAGACCCAGAGACCUGUUUCUCUGGAACUCUACAAAGACUUCAAAGAACUGGGUCGUUUUAUGUUACGUUACGGCGGCUCCACGAUAGCAGCAGGAGUGGUCACUGAGAUAAAAGAAUGAUUGUAGAGCGGAAUGUCCUACUUCUCGACCGGCUUUCCAUCCUAAUUAAGAACUGGUCAAUGUGAUGAGCUCCUGGAAUUCUAAAGGCUGCAGGAACUGUAGUUGACAAAACAAAGUGCAAUUUAUAAGAAUCCAAAAUGAACUCCAACGAAUGUGAAUUAGCCCUUCUGCAAUAUUGUAUUCAAGAAAGCAACUGACGGAAUGAUCUUCUAAAUGUAUUGACUCAUAUUGCCAACAAUACCUCCUCAAGCACAGUUGCACUGCAUCUGCCAAGCAUCUCUGCAGCUCUGCAUAAUUGAUUUUCUUGACUUUUCUCAAUAUCCUAGAAAAUGUGCAUAAAAUGCAUUUUUUUUUUUAAAGUAUCGACUUGUUGGCUGCAUGAUGACCUGGUUGAACAUUUAGUGGUCCAGAGUGGACAAAUUCUACAUCUGUUUGCCUGCCUCCUGUUUGUAUCGCCAUUAACGUGCCAUGAUUUCUCAGUGUAUUUAUGAUGAUCUGCUGACACUGACAGAUUGUCAUUGACAGGAACUGUAACUACCGUACUUACAGCCAGCCCUGUUGGGUGGGGGAAACUAAUUUGCAGUACAUCAGGUAAUCCGAUGUCAUACUCUAACUCCCCACUUUCAUAUCAGUGGAAAGUGUUCCAAAAAUAUUUAUCAAGGUGCAAGUCAUUGAAGCCGGUUCUGAAUAAAAUAUGGUUAAAGCAAAGCAUUUAC
Amblyraja radiata (thorny skate) is the source of this 3255-nucleotide messenger RNA. It is a transcript of the gene hbs1l, whose product is annotated as HBS1-like translational GTPase. The record is from RefSeq and is a predicted model, not a curated record. Gene Ontology annotation, molecular function: GTPase activity; GTP binding. The transcript has 19 exons. Bases 104 to 2539 code for a protein of 811 amino acids. NCBI's taxonomy places the organism in Eukaryota, Metazoa, Chordata, Chondrichthyes, Rajiformes, Rajidae.